Molecule: messenger RNA, 1775 nt
Organism: Zophobas morio
Lineage: Eukaryota; Metazoa; Arthropoda; Insecta; Coleoptera; Tenebrionidae
Exons: 10
Coding region: 200-1708 (502 amino acids)
Biological process (GO): regulation of cell cycle
Source: RefSeq, a predicted model, not a curated record
UACCUCUCUCAAUGAACACAAACCACUGAGACAGAGUUAACCUACUACGUUGAUACUUAAACAGUAUUAUCUAGAGUUAUAAGAGCUUAAAGUUAGGGGCCUUAUAUUUUCGCUAUCGUGCUUUAAACUUUUUAUAAGCGGCCUUGGACAUAUACUUUUUACAUCGAAAAAUUUUUUAUGCACCGCCGUAAUAUCUGUAAUGCUAGAAGAUGACUUAAGCCUAACUUUAAAGAAAGAGACAAACUAUGUAAAAGUAAAUUCUGGAAUAAAAACUGUUAAGGAACUUCCCCCUUCUCCCAGGAGAUUGGCUUACUGUUGUGAUGGUCCUUCGGAUGAACUAGUAGGUGCAGAAGAAACCAGUAAUAGAAGAACAUAUCCUUCUCGAACUCAAGCUAUUAAGUUUUUAAAAAGUAUUACCCUUACUUCUGAAGUUUCUAAUAAAGGAUCGUACACUUUUAACUCUAUAAACAACAGCGCCAAUGCCUCCUAUAUAAGACUUUUCAGUAACUACUUACCUGAAGAAAGUUCUCCUACUAAACUAUCAGUAACCGAUCAUUCUAUUAUACAAGUUGUUACUGAAAAUUCAAAGGCUAUCCCUACGAGUCGCUCUGAGAAAAAUAUAUGUACAUUCGAAUUUCGGUGUAAAGGGAACGAAAAAAGACUCAUUGAACAUAAUGACUCUCCUUUGAAGGCACGUCAAAAAAAGGAAUUUCCAAGCCCCUUAUUUAAAGCGCAUCUUAAGAAAGGUAGCGCUAGUGCAACUUCUUUUUUUGUCGACUCUAAAGAAUCUAGCACCCCUUUUAAGGGCUCGAAUACAAAACUUGAGGCCCCUCUUUCCGUGACGGUUAUUGAUGUAAGCCAACUCGCAGCCGCUCUGGAAGAGCGCGUUAUACUGGUGUCAAAAAGAUUUGCUCCUUUUGCAGCUUUCAGUGUCAUUGGCUACAAAAAAGAGUCUCAAUCACGUGAAUCCUUUUCUGGAAGUAGCCGAAAAAAUUUUGAAGAGUUGAGCACUAAAGGAUUAAAGAAAUCCUUUAGUAGCCAUAAGUUUAAGCAGCUAAAGAAAACAGCCAUUUCUUAUAAAUAUCUUUUUGAAACAACGAUUGAAAGUUUCUAUAAAGGCUUCGUUUUAGAUAAUCCGGAAUUUCAGUUGGGAAAGCAUAAAAAUGUAGCCUUCCUGUCGUCUUAUGUGUCUUCCGUUAUACAGUACGUAAAGCCUGCUGACCUUAAAAAAGAUUUAAAUGAACAAUUCAGAGAGAAAUUUCCGGAUGUUGUUAUUUCACUUUCCAAGUUAAGAAGUCUGAAACGUGAACUUUUUUAUAUUAUUGUAGUAGAGUGUAAGCUGGAAGUGUCCUCUGUAGCGCUGGCAGAACUUUAUUUUGAGAAGUUAACCAAAAAGGGAUUUGUUCAUAAGGGCAACCGCAAGUUAGUUGUUGGUAUAUACUCCUCUUUGCUCUUGCAAACACUAUAUAAGGUGAGGUUCCUCUGUUCCACAGCUACAUGUGGACUCCUGGCGGUUAAGUUCAAUGACCACAAAACGGCUACAGGAAGCAUAAAACAGUUGUGCGACUCUCUAGAGAGAAACUUGCACGUGUCCAAAAAGGAGAUAUUUUCAUUUGAGUUUGAAGUGUUUUCUAGACUAGAGUUCUCUCUAAAAGCUCCUUUGGAUAAAGUUAUGGAACGUUACAACAAACUUGUGGAGAAUCUCUAAUGAUUUUUACUUUAAACUCAUCAUGGAGCAACUUUGUUACCUCAACUAAUUUAAAAUAUAAACUAUU